Acanthoscelides obtectus is the source of this 334-nucleotide messenger RNA. The record is from the annotation of a GenBank genome assembly. NCBI's taxonomy places the organism in Eukaryota, Metazoa, Arthropoda, Insecta, Coleoptera, Chrysomelidae.
CAACAACAUCCUACUCUGGUUUUGAAGAUGAAAGAGUUUUAUUCUUCUAAAGCAGUAUCACUCAAGCGGAUGAGACUGGAUAAAUCGGGAAGUUAUCACCCAGCAUCUCAAAGCUUCAUUUGGCAUAGCUUUUAUGAUAGCAAAGCAAAAGAAAGCUCAUACUAUAAUUUUAGGAGAAGAUGCAGAGCAAAAAAUGAACUCUAUUUCUCUUUAGAAUAACACAGUCAAGCGUAGAAUCGAUAACAUUGCAGCAGACAUAAAGCUACAAAUAAUUAACAAAGUAAAAUUAUCGCCAUUAGUUGCGAUGAAUCCACCGACAUCGUUAAUUGCGCAC